AUGCCCUCAAGCUCUGUGUCGGAUGAGUAUGAGCUGGACGCUGAGCCUCUGAUCGGCUGGUCCAAAUCAGACCGUCCAACUGAUGAACUUCAUGAUCGUUUUUCCCCACUGCAAGGGGUUAAAAGACCGCUGGCUAAGCUGCUGAGCGGCGCGGUCUACCUUACAUUGGUCGUCCUCACAUUUCCCUUUCGAUGGAGACUCCGGCCUAGAAGCAGAAUCUUCUGCCUUUUGCACAUUCUUCUUGGAGCGUUGCUUGCUCUUAUCUGUCUCACGGGGCUAUUCUGGCCCUCGUAUACUCGACUACCACCACACUAUGAGACACUCCGAACGCAAGUCCAGAGUAGCUCAGCUCACGGACGUGGCAAUGUUCACAACCAGAAAGUCUACAUCGCUGCCGUUCUAUAUGACCCCCAGGGACAACUUGCCAGUGGACGAUGGGGAGAUGCCCUUCUUCAGCUGAUUGAGAUGCUCGGGGAACAAAACGUCUACUUGAGCAUAUACGAAAACAACAGCGGUGAAACCGGAGAAAAUGCACUCCGCCAUCUCGCAGACAACGUCACUUGCAACAACACCAUCAUAUCUGAGCCAGGACUCAGUCUCAGAGACAUUCCACACGUGACGAUUCCCACGGGAGAAAAGCGAGUCAGACGCAUCGACUAUCUGGCCGAAGUUCGGAAUCGCGCCCUACAGCCACUCGACACGGCCCAGGUGACAUACGACAAACUUUUGUAUCUGAAUGACGUGAUCUUCGAUCCAGUCGAAGUUCUACAACUGCUUUUCUGCACCAACGCUGACAGCAAUGGCGUCGCGCAAUACCGUGCGGUGUGCGCGGUGGACUUUAGCAAUCCCUUCAAGUUCUAUGACUCCUAUGCUACCCGUGACUACGAGGGAUACGGCGUCGGUAUGCCAUUCUUCCCCUGGUUCACCUCCGCUGGCGCCGGAGAGAGUCGCCGAGAUGUACUCGCAGAGAAAGACGCCGUUCGUGUCCGCAGCUGCUGGGGUGGCAUGGUCGCUUUCGACGCUGCAUAUUUUCAGGGCCCCGCCGCGAUACGAUUCCGCGCAGACUCCGAGAUGUUCUGGGAUGCCUCUGAGUGCUGCAUCGUCCACGCAGACGUGCAGAGUGCCAAGCCAGUUACUGAUCAACUUCAACGGUCAGGAUCAUACAUGAACCCCUUUGUGCGAGUCGCAUAUAGCGCGCGAAGUCACUCUUGGCUGUGGACGACUCGUCGAUUCGAGAAGCUCUACCCGCUGGCUCACGAUCUCUUGAAUCGUCUUGCGGGAUUUCCUCACUUCAACCCUCGCCGCACCGAAGUCUUUGGGGAGAAAAUCACAGACAGUAUGUGGAUUGCCGGGGACAUGGGUGACGCCGUGCCGGGUCGGGUGCAGACAGUAGAGCGCAUGGCCGGUAAUGAUGGGUUCUGUGGGCGCCGGGGCCUCGAAGUGCUCGUUGAAAACAGGAGGCCCGAUCAAGAUGGGUUCGAUUCCAUCCCUAUUCCCGAUGGUCUGGACUAG
Messenger RNA from Penicillium diatomitis, 1512 nucleotides. Its product is annotated as glycosyltransferase family 69 protein. The record is from RefSeq and is a predicted model, not a curated record. The transcript has a single exon. NCBI's taxonomy places the organism in Eukaryota, Fungi, Ascomycota, Eurotiomycetes, Eurotiales, Aspergillaceae. Bases 1 to 1512 code for a protein of 503 amino acids.